UCCAUCAAAAGAGGAGGAAGAAGAACGAUAUACAAGUAAAGUAGAUCUCGGAUCUUUCAAACCCUCAUCAUCUCUUCAGGUACGCAAAGACAAAAAGAAAAAUUGAUCUAUCGAUCUCUCCCCCCUCGAAAAAAACAUAUAUAUAGAUAUAUGUAUAAGAAAAUGCAAUGUUAAAAGAGUUGGGGUUCGGUGAUUCCUAGGAAUCCAUGCAGAGAAGACAAAAGGGUGUGUCUAUGUCGUUGUUCCAGUCUUAUUAUAGAUCUGGAUAUUCGAACAAAAACAAAAGUAAUAUAAUAAUCUAGACGUUUUUGCUGUUGACAUGAGCAAUCAGAAACGGGUCGAGUUAGACGACGAUCAAAUCGCCGAGCUGCGAGAAAUCUUCCGUUCUUUUGAUCGGAACAAUGACGGGAGCCUCACGCAGCUGGAGCUAGGAUCGCUCUUACGAUCACUUGGCCUGAAACCAAGCCCGGAGCAGCUCGAGACGUUGACCCAAAAGGCCGAUAAGAACAGCAACGGUUUGGUCGAGUUUUCGGAGUUCGUGGCGCUUGUGGCGCCAGAGCUUCUUCCGGCGAAGUCUCCUUAUACGGAGGAGCAGCUAAGGCAGCUGUUUGGAAUAUUUGAUAGAGAUGGAAAUGGGUUUAUCACGGCGGCUGAGUUGGCGCACUCUAUGGCGAAGUUGGGGCACGCGCUUACGGCGGAGGAGCUUACGGGGAUGAUAAAGGAGGCGGAUACGGACGGAGAUGGAAGAAUUAAUUUUCACGAGUUCUCUCAGGCGAUAAACUCCGCUGCAUUUGAUAAUUCAUGGGCUUGAUUUAAUGAAACAAUGGGAUUUGUUUUUGGUUAGACAAAUUUCCACGCCAGCAGAUUGAUGAACAAUUCCAACAUGCCACAAAGCUACAAUUUUUUGAUUAUGCCGGGGCUGAUUAAUUUCUUUCAUGAACCAUAUUCUGCCUGACAAUCUUCAAUCUCCCCCAUUUCUUGGAAAAAGAAAAAUCUUAGAUAUGUGAGCCUUUUGUUUUGAUUGGUUGAUUAGUCUUGUGCCCUUUGGUUUUUAAAAUAUUGCCCAUUUUCCAAUAUUGGUGUUGGGAAUUUCUUCCUUUUGUUGAAUCAAACAUACUGGACAAGUACUGAUAAGUAGGACUGAGGUGAUCAAAUGGCUUUGCUGUGUAUAUAAAAAGCACAAUGGUUGGAACAUUUAU
Messenger RNA from Corylus avellana, 1199 nucleotides. RefSeq names its product Calcium-binding EF-hand family protein. The record is from RefSeq and is a predicted model, not a curated record. Lineage: Eukaryota; Viridiplantae; Streptophyta; Magnoliopsida; Fagales; Betulaceae. Gene Ontology annotation, molecular function: calcium ion binding.